CUCGUGUAGCAACAGUUCGGCUUCGCGCUCGAGUAGGACGGACGUACGCAGCUCUGCCGCCGCACAGAUACUGCGAUACGAAACAAGUUUGACAUUCUUGUCUUCUUCGAAUCUUCAAUCACAGUAAAGCAUCACGAUGAACUUGAGUGAACAAUUGAGAAUAACAUUAUUUUCGACAUUUUGGAAACGUUAAGGACAUUUGUUGUGUAAUUUUGUGGAUUACCUUUUUAUCUACUUGAUCUCGAAUAAACAAUAUCAGCGUAGGUGUAACUAAUCGCAAGUGUUAUACUUUAUUGUUUUUAAACAAAGGACAAGGGCAUUUGAAGACUCUGGGUUUAAAUUUCUGUUGUUUUUCUUGUUUAUGAGAACGUAAACUAGUAUCGUGUUGAAAAGAGACAAAAUGAGGGCCACGCGAGUAAGAGCGACAGGUGUGGCGGCAUUAGCAGUCUUCUUGGCAGUUGUAACAGGAUGUUCAUCGCAAAUCCUAAGGAUAUACCCGAUGCAAAAGCAGCAGACGGUCGCCGUGGGCAAGUCAGUGGUGCUGACUUGCCAGGCUGAGACGCAAGACCCCGCACUCGUCACGCAACCACAGUGGAAGGACCCCAAAGGAUUUGUUAUCAAUGAAGCUGCACCUGGUACCCGGCCGGAGAUCUACACGGAAGCGAUGCCGGCUAAACAGUCGCAACUGCUCUACAUCUCGUCCAUCAGUCAGGCAAUGGCAGGCAAUUACACUUGUGUUGCGACCUACACCAAUAUGCCGCUCAGCGCUAGCGUUGUCCUGGAUACUUUCGUUGCAAUCACCUGGGUAAAUGCAAAUGAAAAUCAAUUUGCUACCAAAGGUAAAGAUUUUAAAAUCAUGUGCGAAGUCACUGCGGAGCCUGCACCAUCAGUCGAUUGGUUUAAAGAGGGAACCACUAUUGUUACAUCUGACAGGUAUGUUAUUCACGCUAACGGAUUGUUGAUUAAAAACGUCGAGGAAAGUGAUGACGGUACAUACACUUGCCGUGCGGUUGUAAUACAAACCGGAGAACUCGCUGAAAGGAAUAUCAAAUUAGAGGUAUACACUGCUCCGGAAAUGGAAGAACGUGAACCAAGAGUGGAAAUAAAAGAAGGUGAAUCGGCAGCGAUUACAUGCAAGGCAAGGGGAAAACCUCCGCCAACAUAUAGUUGGAUAAAAGCAAAUACACGAGAGAAUCUGGCAACGACUUCGAGAUAUAGUGUAAACGAUAACACCGGUCUACUAACGAUCGAUAGAGUAGAAGCGGGUGAUUACGGCAAAUACAUUUGUAGUGCGGUUAAUCAAGCAGGACAAAAUGAGACUGAAAUUGAAGUAGAAGUGUUGGUACCACCGAAGAUAUUUGAGCUAUUUAAUACAACAGCAGCUGAAAAGACUGAUGGGAGAUUGGAAUGCAAAGCCACGGGUAGACCCGCUCCCCGAAUCAGUUUCCGUAAACGUAGCAACAGUGAUCCGUUCUUGAAUGGACCUAAUGAGGAAGGACGGAUUAUAGUUGAGAGCACCAGCCGACAGACUGGCGAUCAGAUGCAGUCCUCUGCGGUUAUUUCAAUCGCGAGAUUAAACAGAACUGACGAUGGCUUAUACGAAUGUAUCGCUGAAAAUGAAGGUGGAGAAGCAAGAAAGAAUGGCCAUCUGACUGUUCAGUUCAAACCAACAUUUGAGCACAUGUCUAACGUUCCUGUUUGGAGCUGGAAUAGCCAACCAGUCAACAUAAGCUGCAUUGCCGAAAGUAUCCCCAAUGCUACUAUCAAGUGGAAGUUCCAUGAAUACGACUUAAUUGAAUCCCCGCAUGUCAAAAUUUACGGUUCCGGGCCUAUCAGUUACGUGACAGUGGUCCCAGUGGAUCGGAAUUUAUAUGGAGUAUACAAAUGCAUUGCAACUAACACACUCGGCGAAGCAGAACAUAUCAUACAGUUGAGAGAAGCAUUCCCGCCUGGUCCAGUUUUACAGGUUAAACAAGACACAAUAACAGCGACGUCAGUAUCUUUCAACAUUGUUGGACCAGCUGAAGACAUGGGCCCACCUACAUUAGCUUUCACAACUCAGUACAAGGAGAAUGGCAACUUCGAUUGGAAUUUAUCCAUGAAUAGGACCUGGUCCGUCAAUUCGCCUUACAUCGUGGAGAAUCUGACUCCGAUGUUUUCGUAUGACUUUAGAUUUGCGGCUGUCAAUCAAGUAGGUGCUGGAUCAUGGGGUGCUCCUAUAACUGUUGUAAUGCCAAGAAGGUCCCCGCCCGAGCAACCGAAAUGGCGAGAAGCUAUCAGUUCGGAAUCAUUGAUACAUGGUAAAUUCGCGGAUAGAUAUGAACUUCAAUGGAAAAUACCUGCUCAUAAUGGCGAACCCAUCGACAUGUAUGAAGUUAACUAUUGCCCAGUAUUAAAAGUGAGCGGAGAAUGGCGAGUGGCCUCAGAAACACAGUGUAUGGUUGAAGAACUUAGAUCAUAUGAGGCGAUCAGUUACGAAAUCAGGGGACUACAUCCUGAUACCCGCUAUAGAAUGCAAGUCCGCGCUCACAACGUGCUGGGUUACUCCCUGCCUGCCCAACUAUAUGUCCAGACUGCCCUCGGUAACCCAAAUGGAAGUACAAGCAUUUUCCAAUGGGCUCCAUCUAAAAUGGACAUCUUAACUACGCUUCUGCUUUUACAUUUCGUAAUAUAAAUAAAUAGUUAUAACAAUAAAUAUUCAACUUAAACUAAUUAAGUCCAAAGACGACUGUUAAUUAGGAAUAAUUUGUGAUAUAUCGAUUUGUUGAUGUAUAAAUAUAAGUAUGGAUAUUGCUUGUGUUAUGAACGAGAAUUUAUCAUUUAAUGAUGCACCUUAUGCUCUAAACAAAAUUAUUAAUUAAUUUUAGAAUUGGUAAAAAUCAAUAACUUCUAUUAGGAUCUCUUCUAAUGAACCCUGAAAACUAUUAUUAUAGAUAUGUUACAUUUGUAAGUAGAUAAUCGGUAUGAAUACACUGCCAAAAUGUUUGAUCGCGUCUAGUAUUAAUGUCAAUCAAUACACAACAUGUAUUGUCAUCUUAAAGUAGGUAGCCACACUUGUGUACGAAUUUUUGAGGACUAUUUUAUUCCUUUAAUAAGACUUAGAUUAAACUUUACUAGCUUAUUUCGAAAAUCGUCCAGAUGAAUGAUUUUUACCAUUAAAGAAGUCAUUAUUAAGCCUGAUAAAAACAUCUAAAAAUAAGACGAGCUCAAUGGAAAUUAUGAAAUUGUGAAAUUGAUCAGGGAAAUGACCAAUGUGAAAAAUAAAUGUUUCUAAAACGAAUCCAGUUAUUUAAUGAGUUAACGUCCCAUAAAAUGAAUGAAGACAGCAUUAGCAAAUUAAUGUACACCAUUCCAUUAAACUAAUGCUCUUCAUCCAUUUUAACCUAUUAGACCCUUGCGCCAAUCCCGGAACUGUGUAAAUUUUCUAACUAAAAAUAGAUAAUCCUAUACGAUAUGUAUAAAGUCCAAAAAGAAAGCUGUCAAGAUGCUUGUCAAGAGACCAAUCCAAAGUCCCUUUUUUUGAAAAGUGUGUUUGUGUCGCCCUGACUGAUAUUAGGUAAAUAUAUUUUAUAUUAAUAUGUUCCGUAGACUAUAACCUGCUAUUCGAAUAUCUUUCGGAAUGAAUUAAUUAAUAUUGCAUGACCCUCUUGCUGGUUUGUGUCCCCUCAUCACAUCACAAUAACCUUUGUACCAUCUAGCAUGGUCAAUGUUGCAUACAAAAUGCAUCAUUUUAAAAAUUCUUGUAUUCAAUUUUUAAUUGGUGUUUAGACAUGUCAUUGUAGGUGACAUCACAUAAUUGUGUAUUUAUUAUAUGUAUAUUUGGUUCCUUUAUAUGUAGUCGAAAGCAUCUUUUAUUAUGAAUGAUAUUUUGAUAAUAUUCGAAACUGCCAAAUAAACAGUUAAAAAUUAGUUUGAUUGACGGAGUUUUCUAUAAAUCAAAUAGAAUUGGCGGAAAAGAAACGUGAUUUGGUUGUUUCAAUUAAGAUACUUUUAUAGAUCAUUGUAGAUGUUUUGUGAUUUGGAUUAUUACAGCGCCAAAGAUUAAUAAAACACCUGAUGUCAUCUUUUUGCUAGCGAAUAAUCCAAGUUGCAUAUAAUUCCAAUAGUUAUAGGCUAGAAUUUUAAUAACUAAGGUGAUGGUUAUAGGAACCAAACUUUAUUUUA
Messenger RNA from Papilio polytes (common Mormon), 4164 nucleotides. It is a transcript of the gene Fas2, whose product is annotated as fasciclin-2. The transcript is spliced from 14 exons. Bases 401 to 2674 code for a protein of 757 amino acids. The record is from RefSeq and is a predicted model, not a curated record. Gene Ontology annotation, molecular function: protein binding. NCBI's taxonomy places the organism in Eukaryota, Metazoa, Arthropoda, Insecta, Lepidoptera, Papilionidae. Gene Ontology annotation, cellular component: membrane. Gene Ontology annotation, biological process: cell adhesion.